This is a messenger RNA of Periconia digitata, 2846 nucleotides long. The record is from the annotation of a GenBank genome assembly. Lineage: Eukaryota; Fungi; Ascomycota; Dothideomycetes; Pleosporales; Periconiaceae.
GUAGACAUGUACGCAAAUACUCGAUAUGAGCACAUUUGCGCAGAUUACAUAACAGGGAAUGUAAAGAACAAUUGUCGAGCCUCCACCCCGUAGAAAAUUCCACCGCGUAUUAUCUCCAACUUCGUCUACACAAAGAUGCUAGACGGAUCAUAUGCAUGGAUUUCAGCAGGAAAAGACGUGAUGUUGUUCAGGUUCCUGGUCGUCCUCUUUGUGUCGUCCACCGCCGCAGCCCACUCAACAUCUCAUGGUUUCACUCAUGAGCCGAUGCCACUCCAGGGCCUCGUGGGAUAUGGUAUUUCCAUGUACGAACCGUCUUGUGCAUUUGGCUGUCAAAAGAUAUUGCAAAAAAGUCAACUCGGCUGCUCUACAGCGAUCGGAAGCGUCCCCGGUUUCGAAACAGCGGACCAAUGCUAUGCAUCCAACAAACCAUACUUACUCUCGCUAGCAUCUUGUCUUCAUGAGCACUGCGAAGAGCCUUCAUGGAUGGUUUCACGUUUCUGGGCUACUCAGAACGCACACCGGCCAGCGUAUGGCUUCAGAGAAGCCCUGGAUCUCAGCGGUGACAGCCCUCUUGAUGUCUUAGUGCCAGGCGCGCCCUUGAAUAACCCUCACGCCAUCACACGGGACGACUGGAAGACUGCAGAUACUUCUAUGCACGAUUUUGCGCACACCGAAGCGAAAAGCUCUGAGUUUGCGCUGCUACUAUUCUUCACAAUUCUCGUGGUCCCUCUGCUUCUGAGCUCCGCCGCCUGGCUUCUCUUUGGACUUUCAACCCGCUUUGAGAGAUGGUUCCUCGUCCAUUUGAUCUAUCCUCCGCUCUUUCGCCAGCCAUCACCUCUCCUGAAGCGUUUUUUGCACGAAAAUGAUACCCCUACUCGUGGCCAGGCGCUUCUCAUAGUCGCAUACACUUUCCAGAACCUGCUUUUUUGCUUCCUCGGCCACUAUGUCCGGUGGCCCAACAUAUAUUUUGACACGGCGCACGGCGCUUUCUUGGACACUCUUGCCAACCGCACUGGUCAUCUCGCUUUUGCCAAUCUUGCGGGACUGAUAGUGUAUGGAACACGUAACAAUCCCCUCAUCCGAAUCACUGGCUGGUCCCACACAACAUACAUCCUGUUUCACCGGUGGAUCUCGUACAUAUGUAUUAUCCAUGCCCUGACCCACACCCUUGUCUACAUCGCACUUCAUCUUCAAGUUCUAUCCCAUAAAUUCGCGGAGCCGUACUGGAAUGCCGGCUUCUUAGCCUUCUUAGCCUUCGCUAUCAUAGGCGUCACAUCAUUCUCUGCAAUACGCCGGUCUCAUUACGAGGUUUUCAUCGACAUUCAUGUUCUUAUGGCAGCUGCUGCACUAAUUGCAUGCUACUACCAUAUAGACCUCAAGUUCUCUCAUCGCUGGGGCUACGAAAACUGGAUUUAUGUUUCUGUUGUUGUGUGGGUGACCGAGCGAAUUGCGAGAGCUUUAAAGAUUGCUAGAAAUGGUCGCUGCACAGCACUCUGUACGGAAAUCGAUGGCGACUAUCUCCAGCUCUCCGUUCAAGGUCGCCCUAUGGCUGGAAUGCUGUACUUGUAUCUUACGACUAAGGCUAGAUGGCGGGUUUGGGAAAAUCACCCUUUCUCAAUUGCUAGCUCGGUUGCCCCUCCCGAUUACAAUGAUCAAGGUACAAUGGAUCAAUCUCCUGGACCAGAGGACCCUGUCUUUGAUCUAGCGGAAACCGAUUCUGAAUCAAACUGCGAAUCCAUCACGGAGAUCGAUUACGCGGAAGAUUCAUAUCUGCAGGGUGGCACACGAACAAAUCCUUCGAUUGCUCUUGGUGAACUCACUCCCGCCCUUCCUUCUGCUACUGGAUCCACAUUACCGUUGCUUGCCGGGGAUUUCGAAGGUAGAUGUGCUGCGUGGCGUGGCACACUUCAAUUGAUCAUCCGUCGCCAGAGUGGGUUGACUGGUCGCUCGCUUGCCAGCAGCAACGAACUCAGCCGCAACACGCUGCCUGUCCUCGUGGAAGGGCCAUACCAUUCACAGAUCAACGUACUAGAAAUUGCUGCUACGUCACCACACGUAGUCUGCAUUGCCGGAGGUGUCGGCAUUACUGCUAUACUGCCCCUGCUUCGUGCUCGGUCGGCUGCCUCUCUUGGUCGCACAUCACUAUAUUUUGGGACAAGAACAGAAGCCUUGGCCCGGUCCUGUGGAUUAUAUGAUCUGCAUCAAGAUGCGCCGAACCUCGAGGUGCACGUCCGCAUUGGGGCACGGUGGCAAAUGGACCACAUUGUACGGCAAGAACUUGGUGAGGUGGAUGAAGGAUUAGUCGUGGUUUGUGGACCUCGAGCUAUGGUGAACAGUGUGAGACUAGCGGUGCUAGACGAAAAUAAGUGCAGAACCCACGGUAUCAUUAGGCUGAUAGACGAACAUUUCAGUUGGUAAUAUUUAAAACUUGGAGUGAUGGUAAUUCCAUAAUAUGUACAAAAACUAGCAAAACCCGCCUCACACAUAAAACCCGCAUUUCUGUGACGGGAAAUAGUGGCGAUUUGAUGGCAACGCAGCGGGUACAGUCAACGCCAGCGGCUGUGGCACUAUACUCGACUACUUGCUCUACUUCAGCCAGAACAAUAACAACACAACAUGCAGCUAUCCACAAAACAUUCCCGGGGAAGUAUUGGACACUCUACAUGUCGAUGUUGAGAACAGAUCUGACUGAAAUAGAGCAAGUAGUCGAGUAUAGUGCCACAACCGUUGGCAAUGACUGUACUCGCUGCUUUGCCACCAAUCACAUCUUCACUACACCGUGUUCACGCUCAUAUGAGCUGAGCUCAUGUACUGUCUGUCGAGAAUUGAAUGCGACGAGGAAGUUU